AUGAAUGAUGCAAUGGAAGCAUUAGCUGGUGCUGGUUUAUUACCAUUACUUAAAAAAACUGAUAUAACACAAACUAACAUCAAUCCAAAUAUAUUAUCAAAUACUGAUACAAAUACUCUUUAUCCAGUAUUAAAUAAUGUCGUAGAAGAAGCAAUCGAUGAAGAAAAAAAAAUUGAUGAAACAAUAGAUAAAUUUACACCAUAUCCAACACUUGUUCAAGUAAAAUCAAUGAUUGAUGAACAAAAAUCAGAUACAUCUACUAUUAUUGAACCACCAUCUAUUGAGCCAUUAGAAAAUUUUCUUGAAAAACGUGCGACUACAAUCGAAGGAUUAAAAAAAUUACAGAGUCGUAUGGCUAAACAUAUUACAAAUUGUAAAAUUUCAAAUACAGUUGGUAAUUCUGCAUCAAUUAUUGGUGGAAUAUUAUGCUUUGUUUUUCCUCCAGUUGGUGUACCUGUUCUUCUUGCUGGUAGUGCAACAAGUCUUGGUACUAGUAUUACAGAGAAUGUUAUUGAAAAACGUCUUCGAACAGAAUGUUCAGAACUUUUAAAAGAAGAUUCAAUAGCAAUGAAAGUAUGUGAAUCAAAUUUAAAAGCUAUAACAGCAUGGCUUGUUACUGUUUAUUCACUUGGUUUUUCUGUAUCGAGAGCCGGAGUGAAUUUUAUAAAACUUGCCGAAGCUAUUCAAACAGCUUCAACUUUAGGAAAAUGGAGUGAGUUAAUUGGACAAUUGCCAUCAUUAGCUGGUGCUUUUGCAACUGGUGCUAAAACAGCUGGAACAAUCAGUGGAAAAAUACUUGGUGUUUCAGUUAUUAUUUCUGUUGCUGAUUUAAUUCAAACUUGGGUAUCAAAAAAUGCAACAUUAUCAUCUAUUGAUAAAGAUAUAGCAUUACUUGAACAACAAUUAAUGGAAUUAAAACGUAUAGCUGAUGUUUAUCAUUCUUGA
Messenger RNA from Adineta steineri, 945 nucleotides. Lineage: Eukaryota; Metazoa; Rotifera; Eurotatoria; Adinetida; Adinetidae. The record is from the annotation of a GenBank genome assembly.